ACAUGUUACAAGCGGACAAACUGAGAAAUGCUCACCAACUUAACCUCGAGUCGGUGGACGAUAAAGUUCAACACAUGCAGAAGUGUGACCAGGAUUACAAGGAGCUGAUCUCAACUUUAGAGAAACUGAGCUCUGAACACAAAAUGGAGAUAAUGGUACCUCUCAGCAAAAAGGCUUUUAUGCCCGGCCAUCUGGUACACACUGGAGAAGUGAUGGUGUAUCUGGGAGAUAGUUGGUUUGUCAACAGAACCGUUAAUCAAGGUAUAGAUAUAGCGAAAAGGAGACGUGAAACUAUAGUGAAGGAACUAUCAGGAUAUCAGAAGUGUCUUGAUAAUAUCAAGAAUAAACUAGAUAUGACAACAGAACUGGAGGAAGGUAUUGUCGAAGAACUUACUGAGGAAGAUAUCAAAAGAAGUGAUAACCGAAACAAUGCUCGUGUCCCUAAACCAAACGUCCCCAAACCUCGCCCUGCUUUUAGUCCCGAAGAGCUGGCUGCUUUCUCCAAUAUCAAAACUGAAGGAAUAACCUCUUCGGAAGAGGACGUAGAGGAGAAGAAAAGGAAUGUAACUGAAAACAGGAGCCAGGCUCCAAUUGUUAUUGAUAAAGUAACAACUUCUCUUAAAUCUAUUCUUAAGAAGAGGUCUGAUAGUGUGGGCUCAAAUGAUGAUGCUGACGAUGAAUCAGAGGAUGACAUAACCAUAUUCUUCUCUCAUUCUUCUAAUCUUCCCUGUCACGAUGACUCCCUGCUCCAUCCAGGGAAUUUACACCGUCUUCUAUCGAGGAAGAAAGAAGAGGACAUUCCAGUGGAAGAGGCAACUCCCCCGAAGAAACCGCCUCGAGAAAAAGAAAAGUUCAGCAUAAACUCCAGCUUGGUUGAAGAACGAGUAAAUCCCGCCAAGGAAGCAAGGACAGAAAUAUCGAACUCUAGUUCACAAAAAAGACACGUUUCCAAAUUUAAAAUGUCACGAAACAGGUGACAGAAUGAUACUUGAAGUAAAAGGAAACAGAUCCACUUCAAACUUACCUGUGACACUGACCCUUCUUGUCAGAGUAGCGACCAGUUUCAGAACUGACGACCUCCCAUUUUAUGAGCCCAUUUUAUGACGAACAAUGAAACCAUUACACAUCCACCCUAUGCAAAUCAUCCGCUCUUGUCGUCUAGAGUAACUAUAAAAUAUGUUCAUAUAACUGGUUACUUUAUAUAACUGGAGAGCUCUCUUAUUUUACCCUUGAAAUACACAAAUGUUUGGCUCUAAAUGUUACUCAUGAGAGAUACGUGAAGAUAUGAUACUGUCUCGUGCGCUAAACACUGUUCAACGUAAUUGUUCCCCAAUUAGACGAACCAUCCCAACGGACAAAUCAAACGAUUUGACCAGAUCCAGACAAAAUUACGCGACUUCUCCUCCGUUUCACUGGCCGUUUGUUCUGCGUGACAUGUGUUCCUUGCCUGGUCAGGGACCGUUUCUCUCACUUAACGUUCCCCGGUCCAGGUCUCAGACUGUUUACACGUUAUCCCUUAUUAUAGCGUGGUUAUUGGAUUAUUACUCUCGACCGUAACUACGUGAGCUUUAGUCGGGGAUGGUAUGGAUCUGGUAAUGGUCCUAGUUUGACAAGGAUAACGCAUACUCUCAUACUCUCGCAAUUAUCUUACUCUUUACUCUUAACUCCAGAGUCUUGAAUCCGUACGCCAGACUGUCUCCAUCAUUGUCAGUUUUAAGAUCUAACUACGUGCUCAGUUCUAAUAUUUACAGUUUUGUAGUUAGAGCAGAUGAUUGUGCCCUUAUCUAUACACGUCACUAUUAUGAACUCGUUUAUUACACAAGUGGGUACUACAGCUGAUCGUUACUUAACCAACCCAUCACACACUGCUACUUUCCAAUAAUGCUUGUCUCUGUUUUGAUCUCUAACUCUAACUCAGUCCUACAUUUCUCCGGAUUAUCUUAAUGAGUUUAAUGACUUAAUAGAUAGGAUCUACACAUGGUACCCAACGUCUAAAUGGUCAGAUAUGUCUUGAAACAGUCGUUUAGGGGAAAGACUGUCUAGUCUGGUUUGGGUUGUGUGACGGUUGUGAGCCCACGGCUGUUUUUUUCUACCUUCUGUUUUUUUUUCUCGUGCGUUAAACACUGUUCAACGUAAUUGUUCCCCAAUUAGACGAACCAUCCCAACGGACAAAUCAAACGAUUUGACCAGAUCCAGACAAAAUUACGCGACUUCUCCUCCGUUUCACUGGCCGUUUGUUCUGCGUGACAUGUGUUCCUUGCCUGGUCAGGGACCGUUUCUCUCACUUAACGUUCCCCGGUCCAGGUCUCAGACUGUUUACACGUUAUCCCUUAUUAUAGCGUGGUUAUUGGAUUAUUACUCUCGAACGUAACUACGUGAGCUUUAGUCGGGGAUGGUAUGGAUCUGGUAAUAGUCCUAGUUUGACAAGGAUAACGCAUACUCUCGCAAUUAUCUUACUCUUUACUCUUAAUUCCAGAGUCUUGAAUCCGUAAGCCAGACUGUCUCCAUCAUUGUCAGUUUUAAGAUCUAACUACGUGCUCAGUUCUGAUAUUUACAGUUUUGUUGUUAGAGCAGAUGAUUGUGCCCUUAUCUAUACACGUCACUAUUAUGAACUCGUUUAUUACACAAGUGGGUACUACAGCUGAUCGUUACUUAACCAACCCAUCACACACUGCUACUUUCCAAUAAUGCUUGUCUCUGUUUUGAUCUCUAACUCUAACUCAGUCCUACAUUUCUCCGGAUUAUCUUAAUGAGUUUAAUGACUUAAUAGAUAGGAUCUACACAUGGUACCCAACGUCUAAAUGGUCGGAGAUGUCUUGAAACAGCCGUUUAGGGAAAAGACUGUCUAGUCUGGUUUGGGUUGUGUGACGGUUGUGAGCCCACGGCUGUUUGUUUCUACCGUCUGUUUUGGCUCAGAGCUCAGCUGAGCUCUAAAUUAAACAAACUGCCAUUUCACUUGACACAUGACUCAAUUCUAAUCGUUGUGUGACAUAUCCUAAUCGUUAUUUGAUACUGUAACACGAACCCUGACAGUUAUCUUAGACCCUUAACCCAGACCUUUGAAUAAGAUCACCCGAAACAGAUCUUGAAGAAAAGUUGACCCUUCUACGUCUUUUAUUUCAUUAAAAAGGUAUAGGACACUAUGGAGGAGUUUCCCCCCAAGGAGGGGACAGCUCGGCGGAAGUACACACUCACAUUACUUUGGAUACUGGAAACAGACUCAUUAUAACCUAUUAUAAAACACAGUAUACGAUUGAUAGAAAGCACUGAUUAAUAUCAAAAAUACAUUUUAAUUGUAUCAAAUGAAAAUGACGUGAUGAAUUCAUAAACCAGAUCUGUCUAAAGGAGUCAAUAGGUCAAAUUAUAUAAUUGGGCAUAAUUGGCAACACUAACAUCACGUUUAACAUAUUGGUUAUGCGUCUGGUUAUUGGUACCGUUGUAGUAGUACUGUCCACGGUAAUGUGAAUGUCAUGUGAUUUCGCCGUGUUGUCCAUCCUUUGAAGAGUUCCGCCGUGCCGUGUUUCGCCAUUGAGUAUUCCCGUUUCUAGCGUACUGUCCACCGUCAAUGCUGGGUUAUGGAUUGGACGCUAUUCUCAUAGAUUCAAUCUGAAUAAAUUGGUGAAGUUGCUUAAUUUCAAAUGAGACAAAAUUUAUAUUCAUGCAAACUUUGUCUUUAUAUAAAUUCUGUCUCUAACUUUUAUAAAAUUUAGGCCUGAAGUACACUUUGUAUGUGACCUAUUAUUAAUAAUAUUAAAGCUCAAAACAUGUUACUCAUGUUCAUGACUCGCCCACACCCACUUCACAAUGCAUAUAAGUCUCUCACUUCUCAGACUUGAAAACUAAAUUAGUUUUGAAAAUCCAGCUCCGACCACUUCUGUAAAUUUGCAUUCGCCGCUAUUUAUAUUAAUUUUCGUCAUUAACAUCUUAUGUAUGAUACACGUCUAUAUAGCGUACAUUUUAGCCGUCUGCGUGACGCCUCAAUGAUUCUACAGGCUGGUCGUUCUCCUGAUCUCUGCCGCUUUGCCUGGUUAUAAAUACGGUUGUUGUGGUCCAAUCCUCAUAGAAAUACUCAAUAAUUUGUUAUUAUUGCCUGCCAUUGGAGAUAAUUUAACAGUCCUUAGUGUCUUGGCCUAUUAUUCUGGUCUGAAAUUUAUUUGCUGUCCAGUGCUUAAUCUGCCCGGAAGUGCAAGACAAUGCCAAGCUUAUAGUGUAAUUAUUUAAUUGUUGUUUUAAAUAGAUAAGAGUGUUGACUUUUUUAAAAGUCGGACGGCGUUUUGUUUUCACAAAUUCUGGCAUCAUCAUUUUCGGUUAAAACCUCUAUUACGAGUGCUGCUGUCUGAAUUCCUUUGUUUCCCAUGAGAUAAUCAUUUUGUUUCACUAUUUUCAGAAUAUCACCUGACCAUGAAAUUAUGUUGAAUGGACAGAGUUGCCACAUGUUAUGUUAAUUUAACAUUUACAUUAUAGUCUCUAACAACUGUAUAACACUUUUUAAACUUGUCUUUUGCUUGGAACAUCUCCUCUUGGCAUUCUUGUUGCCCAACCUCAAAUGAGCAUAUAUCUGAAAUUAUGCAUCUCAUGACUCAUAUUUAAAUUUCAGCGGAAAUGUUUCAUUAAGGAACCUUUAGUUAUUCGAAUUACCGAGUGCUACUGCCUGUCCUGUUCCGCCCACCAGACUGGCUGGUCCGAACCUUACUAAUUGUUACUUGAUUCGUAACAAUUAGCUGUUGCAGAGGAUGAGAUUAAAUAAUUAACUCGAAGGUUUUGAUGAGCGGUAGUGAAAUACCGCCGACUACCUUGUAGUUGUAACAAAUUACAAUGUUACAGAGUCAGCUAGUGCUUACAGAGUCAGCUGGCUGGUUCUCAUAUCCAGCUAGUGCUACUCAUGUAGAUUCUCAUCUCCAUGUGCCCACUUGCCCAGGCAGGUUCGCUUAGUGAUCCUCCGGUUCGGGCGAGGAUCAAUCACAAAACACACGCUUAGACCAUUUUCAGAAUUUGUAUCGCUGUUUUCCCUGCUCAUUGUUCGUGCUUGUUAAGUUUUAACCUUACCUUUAGUUAGUUUUAGCAAUCUCAGCUUCGCAUUCGAAUCUUGGAGGCUGGUGGCGCCUUUUGCUGCUUAUUAUCGAGCAAUAGUCACUAUUCUGCUGUAUGCCGUAACUGCCAUCAAAUUCCUUGCAGUAUUACCAACUUGAGUAUACACUUACUGGCUUUUACUAAUUCACUCGCCAGCGCACGUGACUUGGGUUUUUACCUCUUUGUAACCGAAAGAAAUGGUUUCACCGAAACACUAAUUAUAACAUUAACACAUGCCACAACCCGAACCCUAAACAAUCGAAUUCGUGUUUCACUAGCCUGUCACGUGACCAAAACAGUUUUUUGCUAAUAACUCUUCGGGAAGCGUUUUAACCAUAUGUCAUACAUGGGGUGUUUCCGGUUUCGGUAUCAGCAUCGACAAAUAAAUCUAUAGAACUACAUUUACAUGAUCAGAGCCCUUCUUUAAAAAUUAAAAAUCCAUUGCGAGUGAUUUAGUGGGACCGAUACUUACUUUGAUACUUUGAUAUAUUUGUAAUAACUAUUUAUUCCGUGGGUUAUUAUUUUAAAAUUGAUUUGAUAUAUUUAAGAUUGUAACACUUUGUUGGUAAUUCAUUUGACCU
Molecule: messenger RNA, 5651 nt
Organism: Bolinopsis microptera
Lineage: Eukaryota; Metazoa; Ctenophora; Tentaculata; Lobata; Bolinopsidae
Product: unconventional prefoldin RPB5 interactor 1-like
Exons: 7
Coding region: 3-977 (324 amino acids)
Biological process (GO): negative regulation of phosphatase activity; negative regulation of transcription by RNA polymerase II
Molecular function (GO): chromatin binding; transcription corepressor activity; phosphatase inhibitor activity
Source: RefSeq, a predicted model, not a curated record